Molecule: messenger RNA, 273 nt
Organism: Penicillium subrubescens
Lineage: Eukaryota; Fungi; Ascomycota; Eurotiomycetes; Eurotiales; Aspergillaceae
Product: carbohydrate-binding module family 14 protein
Exons: 2
Coding region: 1-273 (90 amino acids)
Molecular function (GO): chitin binding
Source: RefSeq, a predicted model, not a curated record
AUGACAGUCACUUGCUUCCCAAGAGCCUCUCUCUCUCGCGACAACAUGCGUUUCUCUGUUGCGCUUCCCUUCGUGGCGUAUCUAUCUUUCUCUGGAUCCGCUGCAGCCUUCCACUGUCCAGAGGAAGAUAUCAUAAACACUCAAUGCCUGGGUCCCAAAGAUUGUCUGUACCCAAAUCCCGAUAACUGUGGCACUUUCAUCCAAUGCACGGUCAACCCUGAUGGGAUCACCGGGACUCCCGUGGUCAUGCCUUGCCCGGCUGGCCUUAAGUGA